Arabidopsis thaliana (thale cress) is the source of this 1862-nucleotide messenger RNA. It is a transcript of the gene ZW9, whose product is annotated as TRAF-like family protein. The transcript has 5 exons. The record is from RefSeq and is marked reviewed. Bases 81 to 1271 code for a protein of 396 amino acids. NCBI's taxonomy places the organism in Eukaryota, Viridiplantae, Streptophyta, Magnoliopsida, Brassicales, Brassicaceae.
GACACAUAUUAUCAUUAUGCCUAUAUAUACGUACAUAAAACAAGACAUUAUUACAAACACAAAAUAUAGAAAAAGAAAUAAUGUAUUCAGAGGAAAAGAAAAGCAGAAAUUAUGGUUCAAUCUUUGUCUACUGCUUCUUCUGUUUCGUACUCAUUGUGGAGGUUGCAAGAUUCGCAAAACCUUAUAUCAACCUUCAAAACCUAAUUGAGACGGAAGCAGUAGUAGAAGAAGGUUUCAUGGCGGUGGGGAACUCAGGGAAUCUUCCGUGUGGCUCGUCAAAACCUAGCUCUGCCUCUGUUCGUGCUCAUGAUGAACAGAAGCUCUCGCAAGCAGUAACAACAGAUACGAGAACUCGUCCUCCAAAUUCGUACUGCGUGAAGUUCCAGUCUUUUGUCACUAUGGCAAAGCAGGUCAAAGAAAACGGUGGCAAGUAUGAGUCACGUCCUUUCUCCGUCGGUGGAUACAAUUGGACGCUCCUAAUCUACCCAGUCAUAUACAUUCCAACGGACUCGGGUGGGUACGUUUCGAUUUACGUAAGAGUCGAUAACUCAAGCCUCAUCACCAAUCCAAAAGAUGUGUAUGCAGAGAUCACAUUCCUCGCUUAUAAAAGCAGUACAGACAAGUACCAAAUAAGCCAGGAGACUGAGGCCCAGCGAUUUCAUUUGUUUAAACAACAGUGGGGACUUUUACAAUUUCUACCAAUUUACUAUUUUGAAAAUCCGGCAUAUGGAUACUUUUUCGAGGGCGAAAGCGUUGUGUUUGGCGUUGACAUCAACAUUGUUAAACCCUUUGAAAAUUGGGAAGUGUUCUCUAAUGAACAAAACAUUCGUGACCCUAUUUUCGAAUGGAGACUCACCAAAUUCUCUACACGUUUUCUUGACUCUUACACUUCUGAUUCCUUUUCUUCCGGAGGAAGAAACUGGGCAUUGAAAGUGUAUCCAAAUGGAGUUGGAAAUGCUACGGGUAAUUCGUUGUCACUCUAUUUGUUGAGUGAUCAGUCAAAUGAUAAGGGUUAUGUGGAAGCUAAGUUACGAGUUAUUGACCAGAUCCAAUCCAACAAUUUCGAGAAAAAAGUGGCGGCAUGGCCCAAUGCAACGGAGAAUGGAUGGGGUUUCGACAGGUUUCUAUCAUUUGCAGAUAUCAAAAACACAUCAAAAGGUUUCCUAGUCAACGAUACUCUCAAACUUGAAGUCCAGAUCUUGUCCUUCUCGAAAACCGACUACUACUCUCAUCAAUCGUCUCUUAAUGUUUUAACGGGAGAUAGUACUUAGGUGACUAAUCGUCGCUAGUGUAAUUUUACAACUGGCUACUAUCACUUUGCUUCAUUGUGUUUUUUGUUUCUGUUCAAUAAUAAUGAGUUCGAGCUUUCCUAUGUCAAACUUGAUCAAUCUGAUUUCACAUAUUGAAUACCAAAUUGGAUAGGAUGAAAGAGGCAGUCCCUAGGAUGUUUUUUUUUUUUUUUGGAUUUAAAGAUUGGGUACGUAAUCCAUUCACAUUUCCUUUUAUAAUUGUCCACUUCUUAAUCGUUUAGUCGAUCGUCUACGGCUUCAAUAAUUGUAGUUUUGUCCUUAGUAAUUGAUUAUUCUUUUCACUUCGUUUUUCGUCCACUAAUACAAUUACUACAAUGUUGUUCUUCUCCAUAAACAUUAUCUACAUCGAUUCCUCUCUAUUGCUUGUAGUUGUACAGUUGUCUACUGCGCUUAAACUUUUUGUUCACUUUUCAUUUAUGUUCCCGUCCUCGGCUUCAACUACUGUACUUUUGAAGAUUUGUUAGAUAUACUAGGAACAUGAACUGCUACUAAAAACUUGUCCACGGUUCCAUCUUCGUGGACAUCUGUAUUUUGUUUACUUCGUUUCUCGUC